This is a messenger RNA of Periconia digitata, 3913 nucleotides long. The record is from the annotation of a GenBank genome assembly. NCBI's taxonomy places the organism in Eukaryota, Fungi, Ascomycota, Dothideomycetes, Pleosporales, Periconiaceae.
UCUGAUCGAUCCCUCGUUCCCUCAUAUUGCCGUCUGCUUGUUGGUUUGCUUGCUCUUAAUACCACCCUCCCUGUCCGUUCCCCCCUCCCUCUUCUACCCUUUCUCUCUCACCUCCUCGCCCAUUUCUACCACCGUCCGCCCCCCCGGAACUGCUGCGAACGACGCACGCACAUAAGCACGCACUGUCGAAUCCUCCCAACCACCACCGAACUCCAUCACCAGCGUUGGCCCUCGCUUCAGCCCCCCCGCCCCCUCCAUCCGCCGCCCACUCACACUUCGACUUUCGCCGGCGCGUCCUCAGCGUCAUCGCUUCACCACUGCCAUUUUGCCAACCUGCUUGAUUUCUUGGCCUACCAACAUCUGAAUACAUUCCAAGAAAUACAAGAUACCCCGCCUGUUUCUACUUUCCACUCCAUCCGCAUUCCCCCCUCCUUUGCGACCGUCAUGUCAACCGUUUACCGGGCAGAGCGCGAGCGCGAGCGCGAGUGGGAGACCUCUUCACAUGGCGGCCGUAGCUACACCACCGUCAAGCGCUACAAGAUUCCCGAUCGCUCCCUGGAAGAAGAUACAUAUGAGUCCGAGAUGCGCCUCGUUCAUCGCUCUCGAGAUCCCGUUCAUGAGCGUCGCGAGACCCACGAGUACCACCAUCUCGACCAUGACGACAGCCGCGACCGUGAGGUCCGGGAAUAUCGCUACACCGAGCGCGAAGUCGAGCGCUCGCCCUCACCCGUUCGCCAUGAAGUUCGCGAGUACCGCAUCGAACGCGAAGUAGAGCGCUCGCCUUCCCCUCCGAACGUGAGGGAGUAUCGCGUCGAACGCCAGUACGAUCUUGAGCCGCCACGGGAACCUUAUGGGGAACUAGAGAGGUACUCUAGGUCCACAGAGUUCUUCCGCCCCGAGCAGCCUCCACCACAGCCUAUUGUUAUUCGCAAUGAGGCACCCCAGCCCAUUAUCGUCCAGGAACCCGCCGCACAGCAAAUCAUAGUACGCCGUGAGGAGCCCGCUUACGAGCUGGUGGAGCGCAGGGAGCCUCGUCGCGAAGAGGAUUACUACUACGAGCGCAAGGUCAAGGAAAUCGAUCGAGGUCGCCGACACCAUGAUCGAUACUACGAUGAGCGCGAAUAUGGUCGUGAACGCGAUGCAUACAGUGACGAUGAAUUGGUCUACGUCCACAAGGAGAAGGACACCUGGGGUCGCGAUUCAAGUCCCGGUAGCAAACGUCAUAUCGCGGGAGGCGUCAUUGCCGGCGUUGGGGCUGCCCAGGUUCUGAGACAUCAUCGCAAGAGACAGGGAGAAGAUCCCGGUCAUGCCGUCCGUCAAGCUGUCGGUUACGGCGCUUUGGGCGCAGUGGGCGCUGAAGUCAUCAACCGGGUGCGCAACCGAUCCAGAUCAAGCUCUUACGAGCGCGACUCGAGGGGAAGGCGACACCAUAGGAGUAAAUCCCGCCACAGGAGCAGAUCAUCGUCGCGUGUCAAGAAAAUCGGUACCCUGGCUGCCGUCGCGGGCAUUGGAGCCCUGGCCUAUGCCGCUGGUCGCAAGAACAAUAAGGUGGAAAAGACCACUGUCAUUGAAGACCGUCGCAGCAGAUCUCGAAGGCGGAAAUCUUCUGUAUCUAGAUCUCGAGCUCGCUCAACGGGUUCUAGAGGUCGAUCCGCUAGUCGACCAGCCAGCGAAAGCGCCCUGGAUCCUGAACAUCGUAAUCGUCGAGCCGCCCAAGCUGGUCUUGCCACGGCUGCUGUUGCCGGCAUCGUUGAGCACCAUCGGAACAAAUCUCGCGAGCGCAAAGGGGAGAGGAGUCGCAGCCGUAUUCGCACUGGUGUUCCGAUUGCUGCUGCUGGCGUUGCUGGCGCAGCUGUCACUGGCCUGUACGAGAGGCAGAAGGCCAAGAAGGAGGCCAAGGAAUUGUCUAGAUCAAGGUCAAGGUCAAGGUCAAAGUCAAGAUCCAAGUCAGUACGCUCUGAUAGGCGACAUAGCACAGCAAGUGACGGAGGUUUAGUAGAGUACGGUGGUAGCCCAAUCUACUCUGAUCCCGCGCCCGUUCGUCGCACGCGCGAUUACGACGACCCAGCCGAUUAUAGGCACAGGCGUCGCAGCUCAUCGUCCUCGUCGAGCGGUGGGCGGCGAAGGCGGCAACGCUCUCGGUCAAGCCGCAGCCGCAGCCGAAGCAAGAGUAGGACUAGGAAAGCUGCUGAGACGGCUGCGGUCGCUGGUGUAGCUGGUUUGGCAGCUCACGAAGCGGCUAAGCGUCGCGAUCGCAAGAAGGCUGAAAAGGAGCGACAGCGACGUGAGGAAGACUCGGCCUAUUCUACGGGCAGCUAUAGUCCACCCCCUACGACAGUCGACGGUCAGGAUCCUCGUUACUUCCCCCAGACCAAUUACUUCCCACCUCCGCCCCACCAGUCCGCAGAUCCUCAAUAUCCACCAUACAACCCCGCAGACUAUCCCGCGCCGCCCCAACACAGCACAUACCCGCAACAGCACAUCGAUGGUGGCCUGCCCCCCACGGGCUACACUCCCGAACCCGGCAACCCGUACGCACACCAGGACCCCCGGUACCGGCGCCAGGAUGAUAAUGUGAGUGCUCAGCAAUAUGAACCCCUUCUCGAGCACAUGCAAGCGCGUCGCGAUCGUCUAAGACACAAGACCUCGGAGCCCAUUCGCAACGGCUACAUCCCCCACGCGAGCUCCCCCAUCCACCAAGACUUCGCCUUUCGUCCUGCCAACCACGAAUCCCCCAUCAACAACGAACUCCAGUACAGUCUCCCUUCGUCCCCUGCCACAAACCAUCGCAAGCCCCCUUCCCCCGUCGCCCCCGUCGCCGUGUCUGACGUUAAGUCCGUCAAAUUCGACCUCAACCCUCAGGAGAAAUCGCCGGACCGCGACACCUCGCGCUCGCACAGCGAGAGGGCAUCAAGCGAUGAUGAACCUCGUCGCCACAGGGACGCGCAUGAGAGAGAUUCAGACCGUCGGAGUCGGCAUCGCAGGAGGGAAGACGAGCGCGGGGGUCGUUCGCGCAGAGAUGAGUCGGCUGAUUCGGCCACGUCGGAGGGUACCAUUGAGCUCCCUCCGCGCUUCGACGAGCAGGGGAGGAGGAAGGAGGAUGAUCCGCUUGCUGACCAGUUGGAGAGCGUUUUGGCGGGGCUGUUUAGGUAGUUUCUUUUUGUGCUUUCUUGUCGUCUGUUUAGGCGGGGUGGGCUGCUUUUUUUUUAUUUAUUCUUGUCUCGAGCUGUCCCUGACUGUUUCUUGCCUUCUUUCUUUCUUUCUUCUUUAUAGGUGGUCUCUAAUCCUUUAUUUCUCUUUUUUUUUUCUUAUUUUAGCUCUCUCCCUUUCUUGGGUUCAACUUACGCAACAAGACCUGAUGAAACCUUGUUUACCGUUAAAUAGGCAAUUAGAGAAGAAGACAUAGGUACCUAGGUAUGCCUAAUAACUUAUUAUCUUUCCCCAAGCUAUAAUCCAAGCCUGCGCGUGUUUAUUUACAGCUUAGUAAUUAUAAUAUCUCAUUCUUCCUUUGCUAAUUGGGAUAAUCUUAUACUUGGUUUUUUAUUCUUGCAUUCUUGCGGGAAAACCUCAAGUAGUACAGAAUGCUGUCCAAUUUGCAGUUCGCAACGAAUCACUGUUAGGAAACCUCCUCGAUUGUAGUUUCCAUGAAAAACUUCCUGUUUCGCAAGACAUGCACAAGCAGCAGGGCGAUGGGGUGUACGUGGAUAGAUCCAACCGCGCCUAAAGGACGCAUGUAUCGGGUUUGAUCGUCAUCCAGGGUUGACUUUCCGCCCCUGAAGAAUUCGAGCGUCACAGCCGCGCGAAGCUCGUGGAAUUGUAGCGUGACGUUUUCUGCAAGAUAGAGUUCGAUGUGUUUAUACUGCAUGUGUUUCCAGUCCAGUGUAUCUUUGGCUCUGCGAAUCAUGUCCGCUUC